AUGGGAACGACGGAGACGGCUGCGCCAGCAACUGGAUUUGUCCAGAAACAAGAGGAGGAGUGGCGUACGGUUCUGUCUCCCGAGCAAUUUAGGGUUCUCAGACAAAAAGGCUUAGAGAAACGAGGCAAAGGAGAGUAUAUAAAAUUCUACGAGGAAGGGACAUACUCUUGUGUUGGUUGUGGAAAUGCUCUUUAUAAAUCAACAACCAAAUUCGACUCUGGUUGUGGCUGGCCUGCGUUCUUCGACGCCAUUCCUGGUGCUAUUAAACAAACCUCUGAAGCAGGUGGAAGAAGAAUGGAGAUAACAUGUGCAGUGUGUGAUGGACAUCUUGGACAUGUUUUUAAAGGAGAAGGUUACUCUACUCCUACUGAUCAACGUCACUGUGUCAACAGUGUCUCUCUCAAAUUCUCUUCUGCAGAUUCUACUAAUCCUCAAUAA
Messenger RNA from Arabis nemorensis, 438 nucleotides. The record is from the annotation of a GenBank genome assembly. Lineage: Eukaryota; Viridiplantae; Streptophyta; Magnoliopsida; Brassicales; Brassicaceae.